Halteromyces radiatus is the source of this 3840-nucleotide messenger RNA. Its product is annotated as splicing factor 3B subunit 1. The record is from RefSeq and is a predicted model, not a curated record. NCBI's taxonomy places the organism in Eukaryota, Fungi, Mucoromycota, Mucoromycetes, Mucorales, Cunninghamellaceae. Bases 56 to 3775 code for a protein of 1239 amino acids. Gene Ontology annotation, cellular component: U12-type spliceosomal complex; U2 snRNP; U2-type prespliceosome. Gene Ontology annotation, molecular function: mRNA binding. Gene Ontology annotation, biological process: spliceosomal complex assembly. The transcript has 4 exons.
CUUGUUCUUCUCUUUUUCGAUAUUUAUACAUUCAUAUAUAUAUUAUUCUCCUAUCAUGUCGGAUGAUAUUGACCAAGAAAUCAAAGCUGCUCAAGCAAAACGCAAAGAAAUCACUGAUCAAGAUAUUAGCAAAGCAGUACUAGAAAAUGAAAGUCAUGCUAGUAUGGCUUCUGUUUCCUAUGAUACCGAUAUUUAUGGCACAAGUGGAAACGAUAAGUUUGCUGGUUAUUCUACUUCUAUUGCUGUCAACGACGAAGAAGAAGACGACAUGGACGACGAUGCAUAUCAAGAAGCCAAACGAAAACUCAAUUCUUACACUGUCUCCAAAGAACUUACACAAGAAACUAUCGGUGAAUCUGACCAUCACGAUCCUUUUGCCAACAGUACAAAAUCACGACGUAUAGCCGACCGAGAAUCAGAAUACCAACAACGACGAUUCAACCGUAUUCUUUCACCUGAACGAAAGGAUGCUUUUGCCAAGCAAGAUACUAAUCAAUCUGAAGAUAAUGAAUCAAGAUCUUAUGCUGAAGUCAUGCGUGAAGCUGAAUUGGAAAGAGAACAACAACGAGUACUGAAUGUAUUAGCGCAACGUAAGAAGGAUGGACAAGAGAUCGUACAAGGAUCAACAACAACUUCAACAACUCCUCCACAUACAACACAAUCAACAACCUCAUCAUGGGACGAUACCUCCGUCACAACAGAACCAAAGAAGAAACGAAGAUGGGACAUGGCAACACCUGUACAAAAUAACAAUGUGGAAGCAACUCCUGUGGCUGGUAAACGAUCUCGAUGGGACGCUACUCCUGUUCGUGUGGAUCCUGGAGCAACUCCUUUACGUUCUGAAUGGGAUGAUACUCCUCGUUCUACUACCAAACGAUCUCGUUGGGAUGCAACACCUGUGGCUGGAACUGCUGGUGUAGAAGCGACUCCUGUUGGUGGCUUUGGUAUGAUGACUCCUACACCACAUCAAGUACAAGUACCGAUGACUCCUGAAGCCAUGUCAUCUAUGCGAUGGGAACGUGAAUUGGAUGCUAGAAAUCGAUAUCUCUCUGAUGAAGAACUGGAUGCUAUGUUCCCAAGUACUGGAUACAAGAUCUUGGAACCUCCUGCUGAUUAUGCUCCUAUCCGUACUCCAGCACGUAAACUAAUGGCAACUCCUACACCUAUGGCUCAAAAUGGAUUUGUCAUGCAAGAAGAAACCGUGGGCAUUGUACAAGAAUUACCUCAAGAAAUUCCUGGUGUCGGUACUCUUCCGUUUUUCAAGGAUGAGGAUAUGCAACAUUUUGGAAAAUUAUUGGAUGAAAAGGAUGAAAAUGAAUUGUCAAUGGAUGAACUAAUGGAACGUAAAAUCAUGCGACUUUUACUCAAAAUCAAGAAUGGAACUCCUCCUAUGAGAAAAUCAGCAUUACGACAAAUCACUGAAAAGGCUCGCGAUUUUGGUCCUGGUCCUUUAUUCAAUCAAAUUCUUCCUCUGCUUAUGUCCCCUACAUUGGAAGAUCAAGAACGUCAUUUAUUGGUCAAAGUGAUUGAUAGAAUUUUAUACAAGCUGGAUGAUUUGGUUCGACCUUUUGUACACAAGAUCCUCGUGGUGAUUGAACCUUUAUUGAUUGAUGAAGAUUAUUAUGCUCGUGUAGAAGGAAGGGAAAUUAUCAGUAAUUUGUCCAAGGCAGCAGGUUUACCAACGAUGAUUACAACUAUGCGUCCUGAUAUUGAUCACGUUGAUGAAUACGUACGAAACACAACAGCCCGUGCAUUCUCUGUGGUAGCAUCUGCACUCGGUAUUCCUGCUCUUCUACCUUUCUUGAAAGCUGUAUGUCGUUCCAAAAAGUCAUGGCAAGCUCGUCAUACUGGUAUCAAGAUUGUUCAACAAAUCGCCAUCUUGCUAGGUUGUGCUAUUUUACCUCACUUGAAGAACUUGGUGGAAGCUGUGGCUCAUGGAUUGGAAGAUGAACAACAAAAGGUGCGUACUAUCACUGCUUUGGCAAUUGCUGCUCUGGCAGAAGCAGCGGCUCCUUAUGGUAUUGAAUCAUUUGAUACUGUACUCAAACCACUCUGGACUGGUAUUCGAAAACAUCGUGGCAAGGGAUUGGCAGCAUUCUUAAAGGCAAUUGGUUUUAUUAUUCCUUUGAUGGAUGAUGAAUAUGCAAAUUACUAUACCCGUGAAGUGAUGUUUAUCUUGAUUCGAGAAUUCCAAUCUCCUGAUGAAGAAAUGAAGAAGAUUGUACUCAAGGUAGUCAAGCAAUGUGCAGCAACAGAUGGGGUGACUCCAGCAUAUAUCAAGGAGGAUAUUUUGCCAGACUUUUUCAAACAUUUCUGGGUACGUCGUAUGGCAUUGGAUCGUAGAAAUUAUAAACAAGUGGUGGAAACAACAGUGGAAUUGGCCAACAAGGUGGGUGUGUCCGAAAUCGUCAGCCGUAUUGUGAAUGAACUCAAGGAUGAAAGUGAACCUUAUCGAAAAAUGGUGAUGGAAACAAUCGAAGCGGUAGUAUCCAAUCUUGGUGCAGCUGAUAUUGAUCCUCGUUUGGAAGAACUUUUGAUUGAUGGUAUUUUAUAUGCUUUCCAAGAACAAACAGUAGAAGAUGUGGUAAUGCUCAAUGGUUUUGGUACAGUGGUCAAUGCUCUUGGUAUGCGAAUCAAGCCAUACUUACAACAAAUUUGUUAUACCAUUCUCUGGCGACUCAACAACAAAUCGGCCAAGGUACGACAACAGGCAGCAGAUUUGAUCUCUCGUAUUGCGGUAGUGAUGAAGACAUGUGGUGAAGAAAAGUUGAUGAGUCAAUUGGGUCAAAUUCUAUACGAAUAUCUUGGUGAAGAAUAUCCUGAAGUACUUGGGUCCAUUUUGGGUGCAUUGAAGGGAAUUGUGAAUGUGAUUGGUAUGGCUAGUAUGACACCACCUAUCAAGGAUCUUUUACCUCGACUGACUCCUAUCUUACGAAACCGACAUGAAAAGGUACAAGAAAAUUGUAUUGAUCUAGUGGGUCGUAUUGCUGAUCGUGGUGCAGAAUAUGUCUCUGCUCGUGAAUGGAUGCGUGUAUGUUUCGAACUAUUGGAUUUACUCAAGGCUCACAAGAAAGGAAUUCGUCGUGCAUCUGUCAACACAUUUGGUUAUAUUGCCAAGGCGAUUGGUCCUCAAGAUGUUUUGGCCACUUUAUUGAAUAAUUUGAAGGUACAAGAACGUCAAAACCGUGUAUGUACUACUGUGGCCAUUGCUAUUGUUGCUGAAACUUGUGCUCCUUUUACUGUGUUACCUGCUGUGAUGAAUGAAUAUCGUGUACCAGAACUCAAUGUACAAAAUGGUGUUUUGAAAUCUCUAUCUUUUAUUUUUGAAUAUGUUGGAGAAAUGGGAAAGGAUUAUAUUCAUGCAGUCACACCAUUAUUGGAAGAUGCUUUGAUUGAUCGUGAUCUUGUUCAUCGACAAACAGCAUGCGCUACUAUCAAACAUAUGUCUCUUGGUGUAGUUGGUUUAGGAUGUGAAGAACCUUUAUUACAUUUACUGAAUUAUAUUUGGCCCAAUAUCUUUGAAACAAGUCCACAUGUUAUCAAUGCUGUACUUGAAUCUAUCGAAGGUAUGCGUGUAGCUCUAGGACCAGCAACAAUUCUUCAAUAUACAUUACAAGGAUUAUUCCAUCCAGCUCGAAAGGUACGUGAAGUCUAUUGGAAAAUUUACAACUCUCUUUAUAUCGGCAAUCAAGAUGCAUUAGUGCCCUAUUAUCCUCGAAUUGCUGAUGACGAACGAAAUACAUAUCAACGUUUUGAAUUGGAUUAUAUUCUUUAGGUUAUUAGUUUAAUUAUUCUUAUUUUUUUUUUUAUUUUAUUGUUACUAUCUUCCAAAUAAAGUAU